Eruca vesicaria subsp. sativa (arugula) is the source of this 487-nucleotide messenger RNA. The record is from the annotation of a GenBank genome assembly. NCBI's taxonomy places the organism in Eukaryota, Viridiplantae, Streptophyta, Magnoliopsida, Brassicales, Brassicaceae.
CACGAACUCUGCGAAAUUCCUUAGUUGCAAGCAAGCAAGUUCCAAAAAGUUCUUCUGUUCCUUCUUUCUUGUUUCCCCAAUUUGGCCCGAGAAGAAAAUCGAAGAAUCUAGGGAAAAGUAAUCGAAAUAGAUCUGUUGUGGUAAGGGGAGAAUAAUUAAUGGCUCUGACAUGCGUGAAUAUGUCGGAAGAUGUGUGGUUAACUUGCUUGACUCACGCAUUGUCCACUGAGACAGAAGAAAUCAUGGGUCUCCUCCUCGGCGACAUCCAGUAUUCGAAAAAUGGAAGCGCGACAGCUAUGAUAUGGGGAGCGUCGCCGCAGUCAAGGUCUGAUAGGCAGAAGGAUCGAGUUGAGACCAACCCUGAACAGCUGGCAGCUGCUUCUGCUCAGGCUGAGAUAUCCUUUUUUUUGCUAUUACUACAUACACUUUAAUUGUGUGCUUCGUUAUAUGAUUAUACAAAGAGAUAGAGAGUUUCUUGACCUAAAAC